Torulaspora globosa is the source of this 1053-nucleotide messenger RNA. RefSeq names its product pyridoxine 4-dehydrogenase. The record is from RefSeq and is a predicted model, not a curated record. NCBI's taxonomy places the organism in Eukaryota, Fungi, Ascomycota, Saccharomycetes, Saccharomycetales, Saccharomycetaceae. The transcript has a single exon. The coding region runs from base 1 to 1053 and encodes 350 amino acids. Gene Ontology annotation, cellular component: cytoplasm.
AUGACUGAACUACCAUCUACAUUGAAAUUAAAGCAAGAGCUCUCGAGCAUUGACACCGGUUAUGGGCUAAUGUCCCUCACCUGGAGGGCGGAGCCAGUUCCCAAGCCACAAGCCUUUGAUGCCAUGAAAAAGGUAAUCGAGAUCGCGCAAUCGAUGGGCCACAAGGCUUUCUUCAAUGUUGGUGAGUUUUACGGACCAGAUAGGGCCAAUUUGCGCUAUGUUAAGGAAUUCUUCGAGAAAUAUCCUGAACUGAGGAAGGAUACACUGAUCAGUUGCAAGGGAGCUGCUGACAUCGCGACGCUGACUCCCAAUGGAAGGCACGAUGACGUUGUGAAGAGCGUUGAGAAUUGUGUUGCUGCAAUCGGGGGAUUCAUAGACAUUUUCGAGCCUGCCAGACUAGAUCUGUCCAUCUGUAGUGAUGGCCAGGCUUAUCCUUACGAGACUUUUGAAGCGCUUGCUGAAAUGGUGGAAAGGGGCGCAAUUGGUGGCAUUUCUUUGAGUGAAGUCACUGCAGAUCAGAUUCGUGCGGUAUAUAAAGACUGGAGCAAAUAUUUGGUUUGUGUGGAGGUUGAGCUUUCAAUGUUUACCCCAGCUAUUUUGACGAACGGAGUCCUGGAGGCAACUAAUGAGUUGAACAUCGUUACUAUUAUCUACUCGCCUUUGGGCAGGGGAUUGCUGACAGGAACGAUCACUAGCAGCAAAGAUAUUCCCGCUGGUGACUUUAGAAAUCAAUUGCACAGGUUCAAAGACGAGAGCUUAAAACAGAACUUGACGCUAGUUGCCUUCUUGCAGCAGGAGAUAGUCCAGAAAAGACCUAAGAGUGAGGAGAUUACCUUGCCCCAGUUGGCUUUGGGCUGGGUGAAACAUUGGAACAAGACGAAGCUUUGUGCCAAGACCCAUCUGCUGCCUAUACCUAGUGGCUCUAGCGUCACAAGAGUGGAAGAGAAUAUGAACGAAGUGAAGGCCCAGAUCACGGACGAGGAAUUUGAAAGAAUAAAUGACUAUCUGAAGAGUUUCAAGACUAUUGGGGACGCAUAUGAAAUGGCAAACUAA